AUGACUACCAAAGAAUCAACGCUGUCAGAAAAAACCUUAAAGCCCAAUUCUAAAGCCAACCAACCAUCUGAACCAUAUAAAAGAGUAAUCUUUAUAGGUGUAGAUGGAAUUGGAAAAUUUGCAGAACCACCAGCUAACUGUCCAAACAUUCAAAAUUUUCUUUCAACCAGUGCUCACACCUAUAACG
Molecule: messenger RNA, 187 nt
Organism: Entrophospora candida
Lineage: Eukaryota; Fungi; Glomeromycota; Glomeromycetes; Entrophosporales; Entrophosporaceae
Source: the annotation of a GenBank genome assembly